AUGCCAUCGAACCGCUGGGAGAAACAUGACGCCGCAAUGGGCGAGCUCUACGAGCGCGUAGAGAACGAGAAAGCAGAGGCAGACGCAGCCAAAGAGGCUGCCGCUGCGCACGAGGCUCAAUACCAGGCCCAGCUCGAGGCUCAGCGCGCAGCCUACCUCGCGAACCCAGCCGUAUCUUCUGAAACCACGCUUGUCGCUGCGCAUGGACACCAGCCAGUGCAAAGCGUUGCGACGCACCGCUCCCGUGCGGCAGACGAUUCGGAGAAGGCGGCUGGCGCGUGGGAACGCUUCAUUCGCUGGCAGGCCAAGCAUUACCGCACCAACCUGUACGAUAAGCCCAAGCCCGGCGCACCGAAGCCAUGA
Molecule: messenger RNA, 363 nt
Organism: Cutaneotrichosporon cavernicola
Lineage: Eukaryota; Fungi; Basidiomycota; Tremellomycetes; Trichosporonales; Trichosporonaceae
Exons: 1
Coding region: 1-363 (120 amino acids)
Source: RefSeq, a predicted model, not a curated record